This is a messenger RNA of Arabidopsis arenosa, 7894 nucleotides long. Lineage: Eukaryota; Viridiplantae; Streptophyta; Magnoliopsida; Brassicales; Brassicaceae. The record is from the annotation of a GenBank genome assembly.
UUUUGCUCAUCUCUCCUCGUGAAGAGACGAGAGAACUCCAGAUCUGGUCGUGUCAAAACCCAGAGAGGGAAAAAAAAACGAAAAAAACCUUAGCUCAAGUUAACUGUAAACUACUGACUUCACAGAUUCAAACAAAUUGGCAAAGAGGGAAACACAAUUAGGGUUUAAUUGAUUUUUGAUUCCCCUUCUAAUUCACGUUCUAGGGUUUUCGAUUUUUGAUUCAUCUUUGAUCGGAGUUUAGCCGUCAUGGAUACGAGAUUUCCGUUCUCUCCGGCCGAGGUCUCUAAAGUCCGGGUGGUCCAGUUUGGCAUACUCAGCCCCGAUGAGAUCAGGCAAAUGUCUGUUAUACAUGUUGAGCAUAGUGAGACGACGGAGAAGGGUAAACCUAAGGUGGGAGGAUUGAGUGAUAUCCGGCUUGGUACAAUUGAUCGGAAGGUGAAGUGUGAGACAUGUAUGGCUAAUAUGGCUGAGUGUCCGGGACAUUUUGGCCAUCUUGAGCUCGCUAAGCCAAUGUAUCAUGUUGGUUUCAUGAAGACGGUGUUAAGUAUCAUGAGAUGUGUCUGCUUCAAUUGCUCCAAGAUUUUAGCUGAUGAGGAGGAGCACAAGUUUAAACAGGCUAUGAAGAUAAAGAACCCCAAGAAUAGGCUUAAGAAGAUUCUAGAUGCCUGUAAAAACAAGACCAAAUGUGAAGGUGGUGAUGAUAUUGAUGAUGUCCAGAACCAAGACACUGACGAACCAGUAAAAAAGAGCCGAGGUGGAUGUGGUGCUCAACAACCAAAGCUGACUAUCGAGGGUAUGAAGAUGAUUGCAGAAUACAAAAUUCCAAGGAAGAAAAACGAUGAGCCAGACCAGCUUCCGGAGCCUGCCGAAAGGAAACAGACACUUGGUGCUGAUAGGGUUUUGAGUGUUUUGAAGAGGAUUAGUGAUGAGGAUUGUCAACUCCUAGGGUUCAACCCUAAGUUUGCUCGUCCUGACUGGAUGAUUCUUGAAGUCCUUCCUAUUCCUCCACCCCCUGUCAGACCAUCUGUAAUGAUGGAUGCCACUUCCAGAAGUGAGGAUGACUUGACCCAUCAGCUAGCCAUGAUUAUUCGACACAAUGAAAACUUGAAAAGGCAGGAAAAAAAUGGAGCGCCAGCUCAUAUUAUAUCAGAGUUUACACAACUCUUGCAGUUUCAUAUAGCUACGUAUUUUGAUAACGAGUUGCCUGGACAGCCAAGGGCUACUCAGAAAUCAGGGAGGCCUAUUAAAUCAAUAUGUAGUAGGCUGAAGGCCAAGGAAGGCAGAAUCAGGGGUAACUUGAUGGGAAAACGAGUUGAUUUCUCGGCACGUACUGUUAUUACACCAGAUCCAACAAUAAAUAUUGAUGAACUUGGUGUUCCAUGGAGUAUUGCCCUGAAUCUCACAUACCCAGAAACAGUUACUCCUUAUAACAUUGAAAGAUUAAAAGAGCUCGUUGAUUAUGGGCCACAUCCUCCACCUGGCAAGACUGGAGCGAAAUAUAUCAUAAGGGACGAUGGCCAAAGACUAGAUCUUCGGUACCUUAAGAAGAGCAGUGAUCAACAUUUGGAACUUGGAUACAAAGUGGAGCGGCAUUUACAGGAUGGUGAUUUUGUUCUGUUUAAUCGUCAACCAAGUCUGCACAAAAUGUCUAUCAUGGGUCACAGGAUUAGGAUUAUGCCAUAUUCCACUUUCCGUCUGAAUUUGUCUGUCACGUCUCCGUACAAUGCUGAUUUUGAUGGGGAUGAGAUGAACAUGCAUGUACCACAGUCAUUCGAGACCAGAGCCGAGGUGUUAGAGCUGAUGAUGGUUCCUAAAUGUAUUGUCUCCCCUCAGGCGAAUCGGCCUGUGAUGGGAAUUGUGCAGGAUACCCUCUUAGGGUGCCGUAAAAUCACAAAGAGAGAUACCUUCAUAGAGAAGGAUGUAUUCAUGAAUACACUAAUGUGGUGGGAAGACUUCGACGGGAAAGUUCCGGCUCCUGCAAUUUUGAAGCCUCGUCCUCUUUGGACUGGCAAACAAGUUUUUAAUCUUAUCAUACCAAAACAGAUAAAUCUGUUGAGGUACUCUGCUUGGCACGCAGAUACAGAGACUGGAUUCAUAACUCCGGGGGAUACUCAAGUGCGAAUUGAAAGAGGGGAACUUCUUGCCGGAACUCUUUGCAAAAAGACCCUUGGUACAUCUAAUGGAAGUCUCGUGCAUGUCAUUUGGGAAGAGGUUGGUCCUGAUGCAGCGAGGAAAUUCCUCGGUCAUACUCAAUGGCUUGUCAAUUACUGGCUUCUGCAGAAUGGUUUUACCAUCGGAAUUGGUGACACAAUUGCCGAUUCAUCAACAAUGGAGAAAAUUAAUGAAACUAUUUCCAAUGCAAAAACUGCUGUGAAAGAUCUUAUCCGGCAGUUCCAGGAAAAGAAAUUGGACCCUGAGCCUGGCCGAACUAUGACAGAGACAUUUGAGAACAGGGUCAACCAGGUUUUAAAUAAAGCUCGUGAUGAUGCUGGAAGUAGUGCUCAAAAGAGUUUAGCAGAAACCAAUAACCUUAAGGCCAUGGUGACAGCAGGAUCCAAAGGAAGUUUCAUCAAUAUUUCUCAAAUGACAGCGUGUGUCGGUCAGCAAAAUGUUGAAGGGAAGCGUAUUCCAUUUGGAUUUGAUGGGCGGACAUUGCCACAUUUCACCAAAGAUGAUUAUGGUCCUGAAAGUCGUGGUUUUGUUGAGAAUUCGUACCUGCGUGGAUUGACUCCUCAAGAGUUCUUUUUCCAUGCCAUGGGAGGAAGAGAAGGUCUUAUUGAUACUGCUGUGAAGACAUCAGAAACUGGAUACAUUCAGAGGCGAUUGGUAAAGGCUAUGGAGGAUAUUAUGGUUAAGUAUGAUGGGACAGUCAGAAACUCUUUGGGUGAUGUUAUUCAAUUUCUCUAUGGAGAAGAUGGUAUGGAUGCUGUAUGGAUAGAAUCACAGAAGCUGGAUUCCUUGAAAAUGAAGAAAUCAGAGUUUGAUAGGACUUUUAAGUAUGAGAUUGACGACGAAAACUGGAAUCCUACAUACCUAAGUGAUGAACAUCUCGAGGACUUGAAGGGAAUUCGGGAGUUGCGUGAUGUAUUCGAUGCGGAAUAUUCGAAACUUGAGACUGACAGAUUCCAACUUGGGACUGAAAUUGCAACUAAUGGUGACAGCACUUGGCCAUUGCCUGUUAACAUCAAGAGGCAUAUCUGGAAUGCGCAGAAGACUUUCAAAAUUGACUUGCGCAAAAUUUCGGAUAUGCACCCUGUUGAAAUUGUUGAUGCUGUUGAUAAACUACAGGAGAGGCUGUUGGUUGUUCCUGGUGAUGAUGCGUUGAGUGUGGAAGCACAGAAAAAUGCAACAUUGUUCUUUAACAUUUUGCUCCGCAGCACUCUUGCUAGUAAAAGAGUUUUGGAAGAAUACAAGCUUAGCCGCGAGGCUUUUGAGUGGGUCAUUGGUGAGAUCGAAUCGAGGUUUUUACAAUCGCUAGUGGCCCCAGGGGAAAUGAUCGGUUGUGUUGCUGCUCAAUCAAUUGGAGAACCUGCUACGCAGAUGACUCUGAACACCUUCCAUUAUGCUGGUGUUAGUGCAAAGAACGUUACACUUGGUGUUCCCAGGUUGCGUGAAAUUAUUAAUGUAGCUAAGAGGAUCAAAACACCAUCCCUAUCAGUCUAUCUCACUCCAGAAGCUAGCAAAUCAAAAGAGGGGGCUAAGACUGUUCAGUGUGCUUUGGAGUAUACUACUCUCAGGAGUGUCACUCAAGCUACGGAAGUCUGGUAUGACCCAGAUCCAAUGAGUACUAUAAUUGAAGAGGACUUGGAAUUUGUGAGGUCCUACUAUGAGAUGCCAGAUGAAGAUGUUUCUCCAGAUAAAAUAUCUCCUUGGCUACUUCGUAUAGAGUUGAAUCGUGAGAUGAUGGUUGAUAAGAAAUUGAGUAUGGCGGAUAUUGCGGAGAAGAUCAACCUUGAGUUUGAUGAUGACCUAACUUGCAUAUUCAAUGAUGAUAAUGCUCAAAAACUGAUCCUUCGAAUUCGUAUUAUGAACGAUGAGGGCCCAAAGGGAGAGUUGCAAGAUGAGUCAGCUGAGGAUGAUGUUUUCCUUAAAAAGAUUGAGAGCAACAUGCUGACAGAAAUGGCGCUCAGAGGUAUUCCAGACAUCAACAAGGUUUUUAUUAAACAGGUUAGGAAAAGCAGGUUUGAUGAGGAGGGAGGUUUCAAGACAUCUGAGGAGUGGAUGUUGGAUACAGAAGGUGUUAAUCUCUUAGCUGUUAUGUGCCACGAAGAUGUGGAUCCAAAGAGAACAACAAGCAAUCACUUGAUUGAAAUUAUUGAAGUUCUCGGAAUUGAGGCAGUUCGUCGUGCUUUGUUGGAUGAACUCCGUGUUGUGAUAUCCUUUGAUGGUUCUUAUGUGAAUUACCGUCAUCUUGCCAUCUUGUGUGAUACUAUGACCUAUCGCGGUCAUCUGAUGGCUAUCACUCGACAUGGUAUCAAUAGAAAUGACACUGGGCCUCUGAUGAGAUGCUCUUUUGAAGAAACAGUUGAUAUUCUGCUAGAUGCUGCGGCUUAUGCUGAGACAGACUGCUUACGGGGUGUUACUGAGAAUAUAAUGUUGGGUCAACUUGCACCAAUUGGGACAGGAGAUUGUGAAUUGUAUCUGAAUGAUGAGAUGCUGAAGAAUGCAAUUGAACUUCAGCUCCCUAGCUAUAUGGAUGGUCUGGAAUUUGGAAUGACUCCUGCGCGUUCACCAGUGUCAGGCACUCCUUACCAUGAAGGCAUGAUGUCUCCGAACUACCUGUUAAGUCCAAAUAUGCGUUUGUCGCCAAUGUCAGAUGCACAGUUUUCUCCAUAUGUUGGUGGAAUGGCCUUUUCGCCUUCUUCUUCUCCAGGCUAUAGCCCAUCAUCCCCUGGAUACAGUCCUACUUCUCCCGCUUACUCUCCUAGCAAUGCAAGACUAUCACCAGCUAGCCCCUACAGUCCUACAUCUCCAAACUACAGCCCGACAUCACCAUCAUACUCACCCACAUCUCCAUCUUAUUCACCUUCAAGUCCAACAUACAGUCCCAGCAGCCCGUAUAGCUCAGGAGCAAGCCCUGACUACAGCCCAAGCGCAGGCUACUCACCGACACUUCCCGGUUAUUCACCGUCAUCUACGGGUCAGUAUACACCACAUGAGGGCGAGAAAAAUGCCAAGACUGGAAAAGAUGUCAGUAAGGAUGCAUCGGAGGACGUGAUGCUUCUACACGGUGACCUCGAUUUGAAAAUUGUUAAGGCGAGGAGGUUACCUAACAUGGAUAUGUUCUCAGAACAUUUGCGCCGUGUCUUCACCGCUUGUAACGCCUGUUCUAGACCCACCGAUGAUGUCGAUCCCAGAGAUAGCGGCGAAGUCGGUGAUAGAAACAUCCGUAGCCACCGUAAGGUUAUCACCAGCGAUCCGUACGUCACCGUCGUCGUUCCUCAAGCCACUCUAGCUCGAACACGUGUUUUGAAAAACUCACAAGAUCCUCUUUGGGACGAGCAUUUCAACAUCUCCGUAGCGCAUCCGUUGGCUUAUCUCGAGUUCCAGGUCAAAGACGACGAUGUUUUCGGUGCUCAAAUCAUUGGCACGGCUAAGAUCCCGGUUCGAGACAUCGCAUCGGGAGAACGCAUUUCUGGUUGGUUUCCUGUACUCGGUGCUUCAGGAAAACCGCCUAAGGCAGAAACUGCUCUUUUCAUCGAUAUGAAAUUUACUCCGUUCGACCAGAUCCAUAGUUACCGAUGUGGAAUCGCCGGAGAUCCGGACCGUAAAGGUGUUAAACGGACUUAUUUCCCUGUGAGGAAAGGAAGUCAGGUGAGGCUUUACCAGGACGCUCAUGUUAUGGACGGAAUGUUGCCGGAGAUUGGGUUAGAUAACGGGAAAGUUUAUCAACAUGGGAAGUGUUGGGAAGAUAUAUGUUAUGCUGUAUCUGAGGCUCAUCAUAUGAUUUACGUUGUUGGUUGGUCUGUCUUCCAUAAGAUUAAGCUGGUUAGGGAACCUACAAGGAAAUUACCAAGAGGUGGUGAUUUGACGCUUGGGGAAUUGCUCAAAUACAAAUCAGAGGAAGGUGUUCGAGUUUUGCUUCUUGUAUGGGAUGAUAAGACUUCUCAUGAUAAAUUUGGGAUAAGCACGCCUGGAGUUAUGGGAACACAUGAUGAAGAGACUAGGAAGUUCUUCAAGCAUUCUUCUGUGAUUUGCGUAUUGUCACCCCGGUAUGCCAGCAGUAAGCUUGGGUUGUUCAAACAGCAGGUUGUUGGCACUCUCUUUACGCACCAUCAAAAGUGUGUUCUUGUAGACACUCAGGCUGUUGGUAACAAUCGCAAGGUCACAGCUUUUAUUGGAGGUUUAGAUCUUUGUGAUGGCCGCUAUGACACACCUGAGCAUAGGAUACUCAAGGAUCUUGACACUGUAUUUAAGGAUGAUUUUCACAAUCCUACAUUUCCUGCUGGUACUAAGGCUCCAAGACAACCUUGGCAUGAUUUGCACUGUAGGAUAGAUGGGCCUGCGGCAUAUGAUGUUCUCAUAAACUUUGAGCAGCGAUGGAGAAAGGCAACACGAUGGAAAGAGUUUAGCUUACGUUUAAAGGGGAAAACUCACUGGCAAGAUGAUGCUUUGAUCCGGAUAGGGCGCAUAUCAUGGAUUCUAAGUCCAGUGUUUAAAUUUCUGAAGGAUGGUACUACAAUUAUUCCAGAGGACGAUCCAUGUGUUUGGGUUUCUAAAGAAGAUGAUCCUGAGAACUGGCAUGUUCAGAUAUUCCGGUCUAUCGACUCAGGAUCCGUGAAAGGAUUUCCAAAGUAUGAAGAUGAGGCUGAGGCCCAGCAUCUGGAAUGUGCCAAGCGUCUUGUUAUAGAUAAAAGCAUCCAGACUGCAUACAUCCAGACAAUCAGAUCUGCUCAGCAUUUCAUAUAUAUUGAGAAUCAGUAUUUCCUGGGUUCUUCUUAUGCUUGGCCUUCGUAUAGAGAUGCAGGAGCUGACAAUCUUAUUCCUAUGGAGUUGGCUCUAAAGAUUGUUAGUAAAAUCAGAGCUAAGGAAAGAUUUGCUGUAUAUGUUGUCAUACCAUUAUGGCCUGAAGGCGACCCAAAGUCUGGCCCUGUGCAAGAAAUUCUAUAUUGGCAGAGCCAAACUAUGCAGAUGAUGUACGAUGUUAUAGCAAAAGAACUGAAAGCGGUGCAAUCAGAUGCUCAUCCUCUCGAUUACCUUAACUUUUAUUGCCUUGGUAAACGAGAGCAUCUUCCAGAUGAUAUGCCAGCCACCAAUGGCAAUGUGGUAUCGGAUUCUUAUCAGUUCCAGCGUUUCAUGAUUUACGUGCACGCAAAGGGGAUGGUAGUAGAUGAUGAGUAUGUACUCAUGGGAUCUGCUAAUAUCAACCAAAGAUCGAUGGCGGGCACCAAAGAUACUGAAAUCGCCAUGGGCGCAUACCAACCUAAUCAUACAUGGGCUCACAAGGGAAAACACCCACGUGGCCAGGUGUAUGGAUACAGAAUGUCACUAUGGGCAGAGCAUUUAGGCAAAACUGGAGAUGAAUUUGUGGAGCCAGCAGAUCUGGAAUGUGUGAAGAACGUGAACAAAAUCUCUGAAGGAAACUGGAAAAAAUUCAUAGACUCGGAAUUCUCGGAGCUACAAGGUCACUUAAUAAAGUAUCCUCUACAAGUAGAUGUUGAUGGUAAAGUAAGCCCUCUUCCUGAUUACGAAAAUUUCCCAGAUGUUGGUGGUAAGAUCAUUGGAGCUCAUUCCAUGGCUCUUCCUGACACUUUAACCACGUAAUGUUCAUCAUGUUCAAUGUAAAUUUCAGCAUUUUUUGGGGGUUUCUUUUGAUCCUGAAGAAUAGCUGGAAGUGUUGUUUCAGUUGUACAUUUAACUGUGUUGUUUCUUUUAAUACAUUCUUUUGUGAUUG